GCCAGGCUCUCGCUCUGUCUACAGUUUUUCCAAAUGGCUCGCACAAAGCAGACGGCGCGCAAGUCGACCGGCGGCAAGGCCCCGCGCAAGCAGCUGGCCACCAAGGCGGCCCGCAAGAGCGCGCCGGCCACCGGCGGCGUCAAGAAGCCGCACCGCUACCGGCCCGGCACGGUGGCCCUGCGCGAGAUCCGGCGCUACCAGAAGUCCACCGAGCUGCUGAUCCGCAAGCUGCCGUUCCAGCGGCUGGUGCGCGAGAUCGCGCAGGACUUCAAGACCGACCUGCGCUUCCAGAGCUCGGCCGUGAUGGCGCUGCAGGAGGCGUGCGAGGCCUACCUGGUGGGGCUCUUCGAGGACACCAACCUGUGCGCCAUCCACGCCAAGCGCGUCACCAUCAUGCCCAAGGACAUCCAGCUGGCGCGCCGCAUCCGCGGGGAGAGGGCGUAAAACAAACUUCUGGUUGCAAAAGGCUCUUU
This is a messenger RNA of Ailuropoda melanoleuca (giant panda), 473 nucleotides long. RefSeq names its product histone H3.1. Gene Ontology annotation, molecular function: protein heterodimerization activity; DNA binding; structural constituent of chromatin. Lineage: Eukaryota; Metazoa; Chordata; Mammalia; Carnivora; Ursidae. The record is from RefSeq and is a predicted model, not a curated record. Gene Ontology annotation, cellular component: nucleosome. Bases 34 to 444 code for a protein of 136 amino acids. The transcript has a single exon.